UAUAUACUAACCUAGAAUUAGCGUUACUUGAAGUUAAUUCAAAAGAUUAAUUAGUGCAAAGUGGGUGUGUUCGAAAUCGAAAUCUUAUCUGUGAAAGAUAUUAAAUACAAUGAUUAAUGAAAUGAAAAUCGUGCGAAUUGCAAAAGCCGUAUCAAGUGAAUUUCCGAAGCAAUCGUAUAAUUCGAAUGAGUGUUAGUUUAAUUAGAUUUUAUUUCAAUUGAUCUUUGUAUCGUGUGAGAUGGCUCAGGAUAUGUUAAUAUGGAAGAUUGUGCUGGAUUUCUUUAUAUUAUGCUGUUUGGCCUCUCCCCUCCUGUACUUCCAGUUCUGGAGCAAGCCAAAGCUAGGAGGUUUCUUCGCGGAUGACCGCAGCCUCCACCUGCCGUAUGAACAGCAGACUGUACCUGAAGCUGUGUUGGCGCCUGCUGGCUUCGCUCUCGUCAUUGUCACGGUAAUAAUCGUAGAAUAUGUCCGCGAGAAGAAAGGCCGGAGCGUCGGCGAGAAGUUCCUGUGCGACCACCUGAUCCCGGGCUGGGUGUGGACCAGCUACGUCACCAUUGGCAUCUUCACGUACGGCGCGGUGGUGCAGCAAGUCACUUCGGAGACUUUGAAACAAAUCGUUGGAAGGCUUAGGCCGCAUUUCUUUGAUGUCUGCCGUCCGGUCUACAACGCGUCAGACCCCGCCAAUGCCAACGGCUACAUACAGGUCUACACCUGCGUAGACCCCAACGACUCGCGCACUAAAGAGAUCAGUCAGCUCAGUCUGUCAUUCCCUAGCGCGCAUGCAAGCUUCGCUAUGUACAUCGCCGUAUUCUACAUUAUAUACCUCCAGCUGAAAUGUAAAUGGCGAGGUUCGAAGCUGCUUCGCCACGCCGUUCAGUUCCUCAUUCUACUGGGUGCGUUGUACGUUGGCCUGUCGAGGGUGGUGGAACACUUUCAUCACAGGGAUGACGUCGCUAUCGGCUUCGUUAUAGGCGCCGUCGCUGCCGUUCUAGUGGUGAAAUUUGUGCUGAAACCCAAGAAGUAUAUGUCCGGGACGUGGCAGGAGACGCCACAACAGAACAUCCUGCCGCGGCCGGUGUUGGCGCGGUGACUUCACUUGGCGACUUUAGAAUCGCUAACUAAACUAAACUUGUUUGCCUUUGCUCGACCAUUGUGAAGUACCUAGUGGACUCGAAGACGAUAUUUCUGCGCAUGUUUAAGGAAAAAAAAUUCAAUCAUUAGAAGCGCGCCAGCAAAAUAUUUUUAUACAACAUAACAUUGUCGGCCUAGGCUUUCAAAUUGAGCUGUGUUUUUUAUGUGUUACUAGCAAAAACAAAGCUACUGGGUCCAGUAAUUCAGUAUGAAAACGGUUUUUUGACGUUAAAUAUAAAUGUUAACGUGACUAAAACUGUAUACCUACUGUUACCUACCUAAUUAUUGUGUAGGUAGGAAUUAUAUAGGUAGGUAUGUCAAUA
This is a messenger RNA of Cydia splendana, 1454 nucleotides long. RefSeq names its product putative phosphatidate phosphatase. The transcript has 6 exons. Gene Ontology annotation, biological process: phospholipid dephosphorylation; signal transduction; phospholipid metabolic process. NCBI's taxonomy places the organism in Eukaryota, Metazoa, Arthropoda, Insecta, Lepidoptera, Tortricidae. Gene Ontology annotation, cellular component: plasma membrane. Bases 239 to 1090 code for a protein of 283 amino acids. The record is from RefSeq and is a predicted model, not a curated record. Gene Ontology annotation, molecular function: phosphatidate phosphatase activity.